This is a messenger RNA of Contarinia nasturtii (swede midge), 1333 nucleotides long. RefSeq names its product ankyrin repeat domain-containing protein 54-like. The transcript has 2 exons. Gene Ontology annotation, cellular component: nucleus; cytoplasm. The record is from RefSeq and is a predicted model, not a curated record. Lineage: Eukaryota; Metazoa; Arthropoda; Insecta; Diptera; Cecidomyiidae. Gene Ontology annotation, molecular function: protein binding. Bases 217 to 1134 code for a protein of 305 amino acids.
UAUAGUUCUCUGUGUUUACAAAUAGAUUGGCAUUACUUCAUUUUCAUUUUUUUUUUUCGUUGAGUAUGCAUUUAAUUUCAUUGUAGUUGCAAUCGACUCGAAUAAAAAAAAGCGUUAAUAAAAAGAAAUAUUAAAUUAUAAAAAGAGAAAAGGGAAUAGCAAAAAAAAAGUUGAAUCCGAUCAAAAAUCAACAGAAAUAGAAAUAACCUUUAGAAAAUGGCAUCCAACGAUUCAGGAGUUGACACAAGCAACGAUAGUUUUUGUACGAACGAUACUAGUAAUAAUAACAGCGCCAAUACCUCAAUGAAUGGUCAAGAGGGCUGCAGUAGUUCUUUAAUGGACGCAGCAGUGACCCGAGCACUAAGUCAGGCAGCCCAAAGUUUUGAAUCAUUUCGUUCAUCAACAGCAUCGACAUCAUCGUCAUAUGAAGGAACAAGUUCAGCACAAAGUUUUCGACGACCAGAUCGAAUGUCCGAAUGGAAAGAAAGUCGAAAAGAUACACGUCGCUAUCAACAUCAUCAUACAACUCGUCAUGCAUUAGUGCCGUAUGUGUGUAAAUUACCGAACGAACGAAAGUUACGUUUGGCAGCGUCGGUUUCAAAUAUAGAACUUUUGGUUCGACUAUUGGACAGUGGCGUGAAUCCGGACGCAGCCGAUGAACAUUUCCGAAGUCCAUUACAUUUGGCAUCGAGCCGUGGAUAUAAAGAUGUUGUUAAAAUUCUACUAACACGCGGUGCAAAUCCAAACAGACAAGAUUCACUCGGCAAUACACCUCUUCAUCUUGCUGUGUGUUCAGCUAGCUCAUACAAUUUCAAUAUGGUGGUGCGUAUCCUUUUACAAAAUGGUGCUCGUGUAAAUAUAUGCGAUAGAUCGGGAAAAACGCCCUAUGAUUUGGCGAGAAGUAAAUUGCUUUUGAUGCGUUCCCGUCUCGAUGUAGGCAUUACACCAGAGACAGCAAAAUUAUUUGUUGAAAUGUCAAUGUUAACAGGUCUAUUGUAUAAAACAUUAACACAACAACGCAAUGACAUGGAAUUCGACGAUUUGGAAGAACGUCUACGUAAUUUAACAACAAAAGAAAUUGAAGAUGGCGCAGACAAUCUUCUUUUAUGCGAUGUAGCCGGUCUAACAAUCUGAACCAACUUUAUAUAUUAGACAAGGCCGACCAUUUUUACUCGUAGAUUUUUCGGUUUUGUUUUCCUAAUUAAAUCAUAGUACAGUGUAGUUGUAUAUCGUAAGGUAAUUUGCUUAUCAGAAAGUUGUGAAAAAUAUUUUACAAGCCAGAAGAAAUAAAUUUACCAUGCGAUUUCGCACUUUUAUAAGAUAAUUGUAAUAA